This is a messenger RNA of Heterocephalus glaber (naked mole-rat), 1139 nucleotides long. It is a transcript of the gene Fam180a, whose product is annotated as family with sequence similarity 180 member A. NCBI's taxonomy places the organism in Eukaryota, Metazoa, Chordata, Mammalia, Rodentia, Bathyergidae. The record is from RefSeq and is a predicted model, not a curated record.
GGUGGCGGCUCUGUCCCACCCAGGAGGUUGCCGUCUGCUCCACCCUGCUGAGGCGGGACGAGGACAUCACUGCACUUCUGGAAAGGAGGGUGAAGGAACCCUGUCUUCUCUCUGGGACGAACUCAGGAGCCCACCUGUAGCAGCUGGGUCUGAGGGUCGAGUGUUUACCUCUUUGGAGGAAGACAUGUGUUGGAAGACUUUGCUGCUUCUGCUGUUGUAUUAUAAUGCUCAGGCUACCGUGUCCCAUGGAUGGAGCAGGGCUGUACUCUUCCCUGCUGCUCACCGGCCAAAGAGGUCCUCCUCCAUGCCGCUGAACCCUGUCCUGCAGACCUCCCUGGAGGAAGUGGAACUGCUGUAUGAGCUCCUGCUGGCCGAAAUUGAGAUCAGCCCUGACCUGAAGAUCUCCAUCAAGGAUGAGGAGCUGGCCUCCCUGCGGAAGGCCUCGAACUUCCACACCAUCUGCAAUGAUGUGAUCCCUAAGCGCAUCCCUGACAUCCGAAGGCUGAGUGCCAGCCUGGCCAACUCCCCCGGCAUCCUCAAGAAAGAAGACUUUGAGCGGACAGUGCUGACCCUGGCCUACACGGCCUACCGUACAGCCCUGUCGCAAGGCCACCAGAAGGACGUCUGGGCCCAGGCCCUUGUUAGUCUCUUCCAGGCUCUGAGGCAUGACUUGAUUCGAUCCUCAGGCCCCAGAGUGUCCCCCUCAGAGCCUGGCCCACACCAGGACCUCGAACCAGGGACCAGUACACAAUAAUCUAGAAAGCUCAUCCUCUGCUCCAGUACAGAGACUGCCAACAAAACACGUAACAGGGCAGCAGUGAUAAGAGGAGACUGUGUUAUUGCCCAUUGCAGUGUGACCUAGGCUGGAUUAAAGAGCCAUAGAGCUCAUCCAAGAUGCCUACAGAAGCAGCACAGAUUGCCUGAGACACCCGGAAAUCUAAGAUUGCUGCAAUGUAGAGCAAUCAACAUACACCUGAGAGGAGACAUAGCUAGAGAAGACACCAAGAAGUUGGGUGUGGGGGAUAAAGGGAGACAGAUAUCUUGGAUCCUUCAGCCCAGGUUGAAUGAAACUUUUCUCCAUCGUAAUAUAAAGAAAUCAGAGCUAUACCCCAAUAAACACAGUGUUAACUAAGGAUAAA